GGAUUAAGUACCUUGUCAUCAGAUAAGAUGUACAUUGCAAAACCCAUAACACUCCCAGGAAUUAGAACAACACAUAACCUCGUUUGUUCCUGAAGCUGGAAACAGGGUGGCAAGAGGAAACUCCUGCAUUAGUGAAAACAUGAAGCUUUUCCUGCUCUUCGUGAUAUACUUUUUAUGGCUGAGGGGACAGCAAGGUGCACCAAUCAAGGAGGAAGAUGCAAACACUGUGGAAAACCUGAAAGUUUUAUCAGAAGUUGGGGAGAAAUAUGUAGAUGAAGAGGUAAAGAAAGCUCUGAUUGGCAUUAAGCAGAUGAAAAUUAUGAUGGAAAGAAAUGAAGCUAAACACAUGGAUCUGAUGAAAACCUUAAAGAAGAGCAGUGAAGAGAGACAGGAAGCUCUAAGACUUAUGAGUGAAGUGAAAGAGAGACUGGGUGAAGAAGAAGAAAUUUGUCAGGAGUCAAUGCAAAAUUUAUGGGAUGAAUGCAAAUCUUGUAUAGAAAGUAACUGUAUGAGAUUUUAUACAACUUGUCGACGUGGCCUGUCUUCAUUUACAAGUAAGAUUCGAGACUUUUUCAGAAAGAUGACCCCAGUAUCAGUUUCUAUGUAUGAAACUGAGGGCAAAGAGCUCCAGUUUAACCAGAAGCCUGAACAAGAAGAUAUCCAACUAGUACAAAUGGAAAAUUUGUUCAACCAACUGUUGUCUGAUGUGGGUACUAUGUUUGAAAAAAGCUUUGUUUUUUUCAAACAGAUGCAGAAAGAAUUUGACCAGGCUUUUCAAAUGUAUUUUAUGUCUGAUCCAGACAUAACAGAUCCCUAUUUUUUACCAACUGUCCCUGAGGAAUCUAUGAGAAAUACUGGCUCCUCAAAAGAAUGGGGGGUCCAAGAUGUCCUCCAGCUUGUAUUUGAUUUCAGCAAAACUAUCGUGGAAGGUGUAAGUGAAGUUCUUACUGAGGCAUUUGAUGCAUACACAGAGACUGCAAGAGAGAUGGGUGAACAAACUGAAGAUUCUGACAAAAGUGGAAUGUUCUCUAAGAUGGUACAAGAUCAGGGCAGAGCUCCAUGUAAUAAGCUGCGCCAGAAUUCAUCAGGUUGUCCUCAGUUCCAUGAGAGAUGCCACAAAUGUCAGGACACCCUUCUACAAGUCUGUCCCAGCAUCCCUGAGCUACAUAUAAAGUUUGACGAUACCUUUAAGCUGGUUAACAUCUCUGCUGAGCAGUAUCAACAGAUUCUCCAGGUAGUCCGACGUCACACAGAAGAUACAUCCUACUUGUUGAAUAAAAUGAAAGAAAGAUUUGGAUGGGUAUCUGAACUAUCCAACAGGACCAUUGGGCCAGAAAACAUUUUCAAUAUAGUAAAGGUAUCUUCUUAUGCCAAGACCGGUGAAGCUUCUAGUCUGAACGAAACAACAGUAGAUGUGAAUAUUUUGACAUCACCAACUUUCACAAUUAAAGUUUCCCAAGAUUUUGACACGCAGAAUACUGAAUUCAUUGAAUACGUAGCUGAGAAAGCAUUACAGCUGUACAAGAAAAAUUUCUAGGCAGGUAGAUUUGAUAAAUACUGGCCACUUCUUCAUACACAGCUUACCCCAGUGGUCACACCUUGUGUCUUGGAAACAUUUUCUGUGAAAUCAUUCCUUAUACUUCCGUUCCCCCCUCCCUCAUCAUUUUUCCUCUUGUCUCUUCAGUUGCAUCUAUUUCACAUGCUACUGCUGAAAAUUUAUUAUUUCUAAUAGUGGUGGGAUAUAAUGAUGCAGAGGAACAAGCAUCUUCAACCAUUUUCUCCUCCCCCACCUUGUUCAACAGGAUUUAUUUUUAAUUUUUUAAUUCAUUGCAUUAGUGAUGUAACACCAGGGCAAAGACACAAGCCCGGUUGAUUCUAUCAGCUUUGUCGAUUUCAUCUUGUGUGAGUGAUGUCACGUGAAUGAAAGGAUACAUGCUGUAUCUGCAGUUUUAGGAGCAAGUGAAAUUGUCAAUUUCGUGCUGCAAAAGCAACUUUCAGUGUAUUGUUGAAGCUUUUACAGCUGGAAUAAACUGGGCAUUGUGGCUUUUCCAGACUGUGUGGCCGUGGUCUGGUAGAUUUUGAUCUUAACAUUUCACAUGCAUCUAUGGCUGACAUCUUCACAGCAACUUCCCUUGCCAAUUUCACUUGCUCCUAACUGCAGUCACAGUGUAUCUAUGCCUUAAGUGACAUUGUUCAUUUGGAAUGAAAUUGACAAAGCUAAUAAGCUGACCUGCCUGGCAUCUUUGUCCUUAUGUUACAUUGUUAAUCCAAUAGAGGAAAAAAAAUGAAUCCUUUCAAAAAUGGAGGACAAGGGAGGGAAGAAAAUGGCUGAAGGGGAGGUUGGGCAACUACAUGGGGACUUAGGUAAGGGCCAGGUGUUUAGUAGGGCAGAAAAAUAAAGACCAUUUUACAUAAUCGCAUGUUCAAGGGAAGCUGGCUCAGAAAUGGAUCCAAAAGAAUUGUGGUAAAAGUGGUUGGGAAAAUAAAAGAGGAAAAAUUAAGGGAAACGUUCCAGAACCAGACAAAAGAAAAAUGAAUUCAAAGGGGGGAAAAGUAGCAUUUGGUGGCAAGAUUCAUUGCAAAUAAUUCUUGCGGAAAAGGCCGCUAUUUUAAAAUCCAGCAUAGUCUCCUUUAGUGAAGUACACCAAAGUUUAGUCUACAGAACAGACCUGAAUAAAGACAUCUUUAAUAAAAUAUUGCUUUCAUACUAAGUAACUGAUUUAUCUUUAUAUUUAGUAAAAAGCAACAAGUUCAAAGGUAUAUAGCUAAUGAUCUCUCUAAAAGGCACUAUUUUUUAAGCAUUUGGCUUGUAUGUCCUAAUGUUGAGAUAAAAAAAUUGUUCAUAAUUAAUUUCAGAUCUAUUCUGCAGCCUACAAUGAUAUUCUGCACCAAUAGAGUGAUUUUCCAAUGGGGAUCUGGCAAACAAUUGCCUGGAGAAAAAAAAUGUCCUGACUGUUGCAUAUAGGCUUCAUGGGACAUUAUUUCCCUCCAUGCCGUGGAAAGCUUCAGGAGCCCAUUUCUACACAUUAAACAUCUAUUCAAGGGAAAGGAUGUUUUUUCUCUAGAACUGCUGGUAAACUUUACCUGAAACAUAAGGGCCUUGUAAAGCUGAAUAUGCAGCUCCAGUUUUAAAUGAUUCAGGACCAUUUUGGCAUGUUGCUCCAAUCAGAGUAUAACCCUUUUUGUCUCCCUCACCUCCCAAGUGAUAAUGUGCCCAUGCCAUGUUUCUGCAUUAAUGUGAACUUGCAAAUGUUGAGCUUGAUGAAGAAAAAAGAAGACACCAAGUCUGAGCGCCCAUGCAAAGCCAUUCUUAGCCAAGUCAUCAAACUAUUCCUUUUAUAUUUAUUCUUUAUACUUUUAGUAAUAAAAAUUCUAUAAACCUGAUGCAAUGUUCAUUUCUAGUCUGUAAUGUAAUUUUCUAACUACAUUAAAUAUACAUAUCAAGCAAAAAAAACCCUCAUUCUUUGUUCUGCUUCAUGUUCUAUGUUUUUAUGUUUUGAGUAGUAUCCCACUUAAAAGAAAUAAUAUAAAAUAAAAUGGAUGGAAACAUAACUUCAUAAUGUGCUGGUUGUCACACAUCAACUUCAGUGAGACAAAAUUUUGUGAGUUUUAUUCAGCCACCUGAUUCACACACUGCAGGUCAGCCACUACCUUACUGCUGUUCCCUGGUCAUUUGAUACACAUGGAAAACAGCUGUAUUGCAUAGCCAGUCUUCUUCACUCUAGUUUAAAAGAACAUUCUCAAAAUAACAUCAUUAAUUUCAGAAUAUUCCUUUGACUGUAUCCAAGAGUUCAAAGGUGAAUUGGAGCAGUGGCCUUCACCCCAGGUGUGGAGUAUUUCAGACAGGCUGAGGAACUCCAGCCAGUGGCUUGGUUUUUUUAUGGUUCCUUGCUACUGUAUAUAGAUCAAAGAUGUCAGAUCCCCUGUUGAAGAGACUCAACAACAGAGAAUACCUGUGGCUGAAGCAAUUUCAAAGAACUCCAACUUGCGAAAGCUCUCCCUGACUAACACAGCCCCCACCCCACAUGAGCUGAUCCUUUUGUAACUCUCACACACAGUUGCAAAAGCUCUUGUUUGCCUUCUUUCUGUUCUCCUGAACCACUCUCCUUACCAGUUAGCUCCCCCACAUUGUAAGGUGCAGAACUCAAGCCCAGCCUAUUACCAGCCAGCUAUUAGCACCUACAACUGUGCCACAGCACCAGCAGCAGUAUAAAAAUUCUUGCUGCUCCAGGAACUGGAGUCUGUGCAGCUCACUAACAUCACCAGGGCUGCAAUCUCCACUCCAGCUUCAGGUCAUCACCUGACUGAGUCUCAGCACAGCUGGAGUGUAUUAAGAAACAUCAGACUCUAUAAAGCCUGCUAGCUGCAUCUUUAGCCAGAACAGAGCCAAUCCAGACAGAGCUUGAAAUUACUUCUUCCUGUUUCCGCAACAAGACCCCAGAUAUUGCAUCUAUCCUGCCUGUGAUUUUGCCUCUAGCCCUUAUCUGCCUCCCACGGUAACCAGACUACUAUUUCCCUUUUCCCUCUUGUAAUAAGUUCUGUUACCUUGCCAUACUCAAGCUUGAGAAUGACCUCACAAGUGAGGAUAUAAUUAUGACUCUUCCUCUUCCUGUCAUGUGACUAUGAUAUCAUGUGACUGUGAUAUCAAAUAACUUUCAUAUCGUUGCCUUACAGUGUACGCCUAGGUAAAAUGUAUAUUGAAAGCAAAAAACCCCACCCUUGUUAUUUACACAUCAGGGGAUAAUAAUUAUGCUGAAUGCUUGACUUUGUG
Messenger RNA from Sphaerodactylus townsendi, 4771 nucleotides. It is a transcript of the gene CLUL1, whose product is annotated as clusterin like 1. The record is from RefSeq and is a predicted model, not a curated record. NCBI's taxonomy places the organism in Eukaryota, Metazoa, Chordata, Lepidosauria, Squamata, Sphaerodactylidae. The coding region runs from base 140 to 1537 and encodes 465 amino acids. The transcript has 9 exons.